Molecule: messenger RNA, 5206 nt
Organism: Vombatus ursinus (common wombat)
Lineage: Eukaryota; Metazoa; Chordata; Mammalia; Diprotodontia; Vombatidae
Gene: PIGQ
Product: phosphatidylinositol glycan anchor biosynthesis class Q
Biological process (GO): GPI anchor biosynthetic process
Cellular component (GO): endoplasmic reticulum; membrane
Source: RefSeq, a predicted model, not a curated record
AUGGGGAUCCUGUCGGGAGGCGCGGCAGUUACGGGGCAAGGGCAGCUCGGGGCCCCGCGGAGCCGCCGCCUGCAGCCCGAGGGCUCGGCCCCGGGAAGCCGGAUUCCCAUCAUGGUGCUCAAGGUCUUCUUCCCUUCUUGCUGUUGCGCAGCAGACAGUGGCCUUUUGAUUGGCCGCUGGAUCCCAGAACAGAACUCUGCAGUUAUCUUAGCUGUUGUCCACUUCCCUUUCAUCCCUUUCCAAGUAAAGCAGUAUCUCUCUGAAGUACAGAAGGUCAGCCAGGUAGAAAUUGUCGUGCUGGGCACUUGGUGUAACAACAAGCAGGAGAAGGAAGAGAGCCUGGGCAAAUUCUUAGAAGACCUGGGCACCAUUUUUUCUCAUGAGCCUUGGCUCCAGCUUAGCAAAGAGAAAGGAAGUAAGUUCUGGACCUGCCAUACACUUGCCAGACAAGCUGGCACCCCCAAAGAAGAUCAGAUCAUUUUAAUCUAUUAUGACCAGCGCAAAGCCAUGCUGUCCCAAUUGCAUCCCCCCGAGAUAUCUCUGGAUAACCAGCCAGGGGUCAUCACUGCUCCCGAUGCUUCAAAACUUGCAGCUGUGUUUGACACAGUGGCCAAAAGUGAGGUGCUAUUCCUGACAGACAGGUACGACGAUGGGCCCAUCAAACUGAGCCACUGGCAGUCGGAGGGUGUGGAGGCCAGCAUCAUUGUGGAACUGGCAAAGCAGGCAUCUGUGCCCGUGUGCAUGCUGCUGACGUUCUUGCUUUCCUUUGUCUCUGGUCUUUGUAGGAGCAGAAUAUUUAAAUUUUGGCCUUUGUCCUUCAUAUGGAGCAAACUCUCAACUUGUGAGCAGGUUGGAUAUCGACUAGAACAUCUCAAAUUCGUCUUUAGCAACCAAAAAGCUGAGAACCAAACCCAGCUGAUGAGGAAAGCCAACAUCUUUGUUUCCCUUCUUCUUGACAUGGCUCUGGGGAUCAUGCUGCUAUCCUGGUUAUACAGGAAGAAUCGGAUUGGUCAGCUGGCUGAUGCUCUCAUCCCAGUUGCAGAUCAUGUGGCCCGGGAGCUCCAGGACCUGCUGCAGUGGCUGAUGGGUCCUGCUGGUCUAAAAAUGAAUCGAGCUUUGGACCAAGUGUUGGGUCGCUUCUUUCUCUACCACAUUCACCUUUGGAUUAGUUAUAUCCACUUGUUGUCCCCAUUCAUUGAAAUGAUCCUGUGGUAUGUAGGUCUUUCAGCAUGCCUGGGUCUGACAGUGGUGUUGUCCAUACUUUCAGACAUCAUUGCACUGCUCACUUUCCACAUCUACUGCUUUUACGUCUAUGGAGCCAGAUUGUAUUGUCUGAAGAUCUAUGGCUUGUCUUCUCUCUGGCGCCUCUUCCGAGGAAAGAAAUGGAAUGUCCUGAGGCAGCGGGUGGAUUCCUGUUCCUAUGAUUUGGAUCAGCUAUUUAUUGGGACUUUGCUUUUUACCAUCCUGUUAUUCCUUCUGCCCACCACAGCCCUCUACUAUUUGGUCUUUACUCUGCUUCGUCUAUUGGUGGUGAUCGUGCAAGGGCUGAUCCAUUUGCUAGUGGACCUUAUAGACUCCCUUCCCCUCUAUUCCAUUGGUCUUCGGCUGUGCAGGUCCUACAGACUUGCAGCUGGUGUAAAGUUCAGAGUCCUGGAGCAGGACUCAGGCAGACCCCUUCGACUGUUGAUGCAGAUCAAUCCUUUGUCGUAUGGCAGUGUGAUACAAACCUACCGUCUCCCCACCUACAGCUGUUACCCUAAGGACUCCUGGGGCUCACUGUGUAAGAAGCUAUUCUUUGGUGAGCUCAUCUACCCUUGGAAGCAGAAAGGAGACAAGCAGGACUGAAGGGUGGAAAUCAGCCAAAUGUGCAAGCCUGAGCCAAAGCAAACGUUUUAACUUGCUGCUCUUGGGCCAAAGGCAGCUCGAAGCCAACAACUGCUGGCUCGGUGCUGCCUGACCACAGUGCGGCCAAGAAACUGAGACUUUAGCAGGGACAGGAGCAAGGUUUAAAGAGGGGAGCACUUUGUGGGUUCUCUUUUAGUUUUUCUCUUCCCAUCUGAGAACUUAGGUGGUGUUGACUGGUUGGGGGGAGGGGAUGUGGGUUUUAAUGAAGUGUUGUUCCAUCUUUGAUUACAUUAGUUCCUUCUGGGCAGGCCAAGGAUCAGCAGCUGUUUUCAAAGAAAGGUCAGCGUGCUGGGUACCUCAAGCACAAGAUGAUGAUGUCCCUGUACAGUGGUGUCCAUUUGGACCCCAUGGUGUCUCUCUCCUCUGUCCUACCUGGUUCUUUGUUAUAAGUUUAGUUUCUAAGGGUGAGUUUUGUUGUACAUGAGCAGUUGCUGCUGUCAGUCAUGACUGCGGUGGGAAUGUGUGUUCAGUGUAGGCUGCCUUCCCACUCUACUUAACAGAGUAUGUCAUUGAACAUUUCAGAAGCUGGUGACCAGCAUUCAGACUAUGUGCUGACAAACAUACAGCUUCCUCCCCCCAGGCAUGGUAGAAAGCGCUUGUCUUUUAUAUCACUUCAUGUGUUCUUGCUAAAAAACUGACCUUUCCCUUCCCUGAAGCACUCAGGAGGGCAGUAGGUAUAGUGAGGAGAUAGACCUCAGAUAGACCUCUGCUCCAUUGCUAGAAAAAGCUGGCUGCUAUAGAACUAUUCAGUUUCUCCUUUCACUGUUUUCCUUUUUUCGGAGACUCUCUUCUGAUUCAUUUACCAAAUGCCACGGUCUGUGAUUUGUGCCACACACCGUUAUCCUAAUGGACAUCAACUCCUCCUAAUGUUAAUAAGUGACUCAAGCCUCCAGUUGUCACCAUGGCUCUCUAAUGUUUUCCCUCUCCCAGGUGUGUUUGGAAUCUUCCACGUUCCUCCUCUCCACAUCUAUAUAUACGUAUAUAUUUUUACAGAAGUCUUUGUUCUCUUCUUUUCAAAGAUUGUACUAAAAAACAUUGUGCAAGAUCGAUCUUUCCAUUUGCCAGAGAUUUAAAGGUAAUAGGCACCAAUUGGAACUUCAAAUUCAUAUUUUCACUAUAAGCAGAGCUGCAAAUUUUGGUCCUUUCCCUGGAUACCACCUCCUUUUCAUGUUGCCACAGGAUUCUGAAAUCCUGACUCACUUCUAUUUGAGUAAAAUUUCUCUUUGGAGGAUGGAACAGAGAGAAUGUCCUUUAAGGAUAUUCUGCUCCCUAUCAUUAUAAUCUCUUUGGUUGGCUUAUGUGGUCAGACCUAAAAAUAUCUCAUUUCCUGUGUGUGCGCCUUUGUGAGUGUGUGUGUGUGCGCGCGUGCGUGUGCAUGGUGUGUUUCCUGCUAAAAAUAACAUUUCCAAGGGCUUUCCAGAAGGUUUUCUUCUGAGAUGCCCUAAGACAGUCAUUUGUAAACUCAACAAUUUUGGGAGAUCAAAGCAGCCACUAUGCUUACAUUGGUCGUGACCCAUUCAGCCCCAGAAAACCCACUUAAGAUCCACUUAAUGGGAGGCUCAGGGGAGAUGGCCUAAAUCUCUUGCUGAUCCAAUUAAACAGAAUUUUCUCCAUUUGCUAACAUUUCAUGGAGAUAUUAAUUUUCAGAAUGAGCCGCCAUGGGGUCCUGAAUGAUGCAAGUACCUUUUGAAGCCAGGCCUCUCUAUAUGGACGAAUAAAGACAGGUUCCAUAGAUGACAAACCCACUUCUGUUUGUAUUCUGGGUUUACACAUACAAAUGAUCGCUCUACUAUCUAUCUCCACUGAUAUGAACUAUAAUACUUCUAUUGAAAUAACUCUUGGAUUCCUAGUUAGGAUUCUUUAGUCCCUUGUUCCUAAUCUUGCAUUUAUAUCUCUGGAGAAUCUGAAAUAGUUUUUAAUAGACAUCAAGAUUGAUCAUUAUAUUCUACUAACUUCUUGGAGAAGAGGAAGUAAUUGUCUCCGUAAAAGAUAUGAACUGGUUAGACUGUAAGCUCCUUGAGGAGAGGAACCAUGUCUUAAUUUAUCUUGACUAUGUCAGUGCCUACUAAACUGUCAAUUUUAAUUUAAGCUUCUCAGUGAAGUUAGCAUUUGAUAAAUGUUUGUCUCCUUUGAAAGUCAGACAAAGGAGUUAGCCUAAUUGGUUUCAUCACAUUUAUAAUGGCAAUUAGAAACAUAACUUAAUAGGACCUUUGGUCAUCUUUUAGUACUCGUGAGCAUAAGCAAAGCCCACCAUGUAAGUAAUUACAGCUUAUGUAUGGGCAUCCAUUGUAAAGAAUGAAGACAUUGAGAAAUUCUACAAAGAAGUAGAUAAGAUCCUCCAAACCAAGCCAGUACUUUGAUACUUAGUGACUUCAGUUAGAAAGGUGAGGAGGAUGAAAAUAUGUUGGAAAACAUGAUGCAUGUUACUGAAUAGAUAAAUGGUCACAUGACAUGCAGUUUUCAAAAGAACAGUCAACAACUAUAUGAAAAUCAGUAAUAACAGACAGACAAGUUAAAACAACUCUGAAGUUUCACCUCACACCCAUUAAAUUAUCAAAUGUUUUAAAAGAGUCAAUUUUGGAGGGACUAUGGGGGGAAAAGCACACCAAUAAACUGUUGUUAGAACUAUGAAUUGGUCCAACCAUUCUGAAAAACAGCCUGAUAUAUUAUGCAGCUUACACUGUUCAUACCCUUAGACUCAUGUAUCUUACCACUCCAUCUAUGCUCCCAAAAGGUCCCAUACCAAAAUAUUUAUAGUAGCCCUUUUCAUUGUAGCAAUAAAAUUGGAAACAAAGUGUGUGCCCAUUUAUUGGAGAAUGGCUGAACAAAUUGUGAUAUAUGAAUGCAAUAUAGUAUUAUUGCAUUGUGAAAAAUUCAUAGAAAUAUGGGAGGACUUGUAGGGAUCAAUGCAGACUGAAGAAAGCAGAAUCAGGAAAAAAAAUUAUACACAAUGACUAAUAAUGUAAAUGAAAACUCUAAAAGACAUCAAAAUUCAGAUUAAAUAUAAUGAUCAAUCUUGAUUCCAGAGGAUUGAUGAUGAAAAACACUUUCCUUCUCUUAGUAGAGAGGUAAUAGACUAUGGGUAUGAAAUGUUACAUACACUGUCUUGUAGUUGUUGGAUUGGAAUUUUACUUAACUAUUUUUCUUUAUUGUGAGGAAGGGUUUUAUGGGAGCACUUACUGGGAAAUUAUUAGUAUAAAAAAUUAUCAAUGAAACACUGAGAAAUAACAGGUUUGAAAAAUAAUGAAGGCCAAAGGUCAGAAGCUUAAUACUUUCAUGUCAAUAAAGUCAGUAAACAUUU